UAUGGCCGUGGCUAGCAGCAUGUAUCUGCGGCGUUAGACUCCACAAUUGUCUCGCAUUUUUAAAUUAAGCUGUUUUUAAUCUGUUUUGUACGGUUUCGCGUGUUUUAUAAACGCACAGAAAGCAUCCGUCUCGUCACCGGAGAUGGGAGUCCCGGCGUUUUUCCGCUGGCUGAGCCGGAAGUAUCCGUCUAUCAUUGUUCACUGUGUGGAAGAGAAGGGAAGAGAAUCUAAUGGAGUCCGUGUUCCCGUCGACACGACGAAGCCCAAUCCCAACGAGGUGGAAUUUGACAACUUGUACUUGGACAUGAAUGGGAUCAUUCAUCCUUGUACACAUCCUGAAGACAAACCUGCACCCAAAAAUGAAGAUGAGAUGAUGGUGGCCAUUUUCGAGUACAUUGACCGUCUCUAUAAUAUCGUGCGGCCCAGGAGAGUUUUGUACAUGGCCAUCGAUGGUGUCGCCCCGCGCGCCAAAAUGAACCAGCAGCGCUCUCGCCGUUUCCGUGCCUCCAAAGAAGGAGUGGAGCUGACGGACGAGAAGCAUCGCAUCAGGGAGGAGAUCAUCCAGAGAGGAGGUUACCUUCCACCUGAGGAGAUUAAAGAGAGGUUUGACAGCAACUGCAUCACUCCAGGAACGGAGUUCAUGGACAACCUGGCACAUUGUCUUCGAUACUAUGUCGCAGACAGACUCAGCAAUGAUCCGGGGUGGAAGAAUGUUACCGUCCUUCUGUCUGACGCCAGUGUUCCAGGUGAAGGCGAGCACAAGAUCAUGGACUACAUCCGCAGACAGAGAGCUCAACCCAACCACGACCCCAACACUCACCACUGCCUGUGUGGAGCCGACGCUGACCUGAUCAUGCUGGGCCUCGCCACGCACGAGCCAAACUUCACCAUCAUCCGAGAAGAGUUCAAACCCAACAAACCGCGGCCGUGUGCUCUCUGCGGACAGAUGGGUCACGAAAUCAAAGACUGUCAGGGGACGGCCAGAGAGAAGCAGGGAGAGCACGACGAGUUUGCCGGCACGGUGCCGGUCUCUGAGCAGGAGUUCAUCUUCAUCAGACUGUGUGUUCUGAGAGAGUAUCUGGCCAGAGAACUGACCAUGGCCAGUUUGCCGUUUCCCUUUGACUUUGAGAGGAGCGUCGACGACUGGGUCUUCAUGUGCUUCUUUGUCGGGAACGACUUCUUACCUCACCUGCCGUCCUUGGAGAUCAGAGAAGGAGCGAUCGAUCGACUGGUCAGAAUCUACAAAGACGUCGUGCACAAAACUGGGGGUUACCUGACGGAGAACGGCUACGUCAACCUGGAGCGGGUGGAGCUGAUCAUGCAGGCGGUGGGCGUGGCCGAGGACAACAUCUUCAAGAAACGCAAAGAGGACGACGAGAGCUUCAAGAGGAGAAUGAAAGACAAAAAGAAGCGGAUGAAAGCGGAGCAGCGAGGCCCCGCCUACCUGACCACGGGCCAGUUCGCCCCACAGGCUCUGGGGAGAAGAGACCGACCCGACGCGGUCCAGAACGCUCGCCAUCAGGCGUACGACAUGAGGAUGCAGAGGGAGCAGCACAACAUGGACGCAGCUCAGUCUUUGAAGGCCAUGAUGAAGAACGGAGGCAACUCGUCUGCGGGGACGAGCGACAGCGCAGACAACAGGGGGGUGAAGAGGAAAGCCGGCGACAGCGACAGCGAACCUGAGCCUGAAGACAACGUCAGGCUGUGGGAGGACGGCUGGAAACAGCGAUACUACAAGACCAAGUUUGACGUGGACGUGAGCGACGAAGACUUCAGGAAGAAGGUGGUGAAGUCGUACGUGGAGGGACUGUGCUGGGUGCUGCGCUACUACUACCAGGGCUGUGCCUCGUGGAAGUGGUACUUCCCGUUCCACUACGCCCCGUUCGCCUCCGACUUCAAAGACAUCAAAGAGAUGUUCACCGAGUUUGAGACGGACACCAAACCGUUUAAGCCUCUGGAGCAGCUGAUGGGAGUGUUUCCUGCCGCCAGCGGUAACUUCCUGCCCCCGACAUGGCGGAACCUGAUGAGCAGCCCUGAUUCCUCCAUCAUUGACUUUUACCCCGACGACUUCGCCAUCGAUCUCAACGGCAAGAAGUACGCGUGGCAAGGCGUGGCUUUGUUGCCGUUUGUGGACGAGCGGCGGUUGAGGGCGGCGCUGGCCGACGUUUAUCCCGACCUCUCAGCAGUGGAAGUGAAGAGGAACAGUCUGGGAAGUGACGUCAUGUUCCUCAGUAAAUCUCACCCGCUCUUCGACUUCAUCCAUGAACUUUAUCGCACAGAAGCUCGAGAGGGAACUGAGAUUCCUGCAGAGCUUUGCCAUGGAAUCCAAGGUACAUUAAAUCUUGAUGACGACCCUAUUCUACCAGAUAAUCCGGUGACGUCGCCCAUCCCGAUGCUGCGAGACAUUUCACAGAACAGCGCCAUCGGAGUGAAGUUCAAGGAUCCGCAGUAUGCAGAUGGCUUUGUGUUUAAGGCGGUUCUCCUGCCUGACGCCAAGAUGCCGACCAAGGUUCUGAGACCGGACGAGUGGGUGAAAGGAAACGGGGAAUCAUGGAGACCUCAGCUGGGCUUCAACUCAAACCGGCAGCAGGUUCACCUGGACCAGUCAGGCUUCAGAGCUCUGGGUCACAGCAUGAACAGAAACCAAGGCAGAGGACAGUACAGCAACGCUCCACCACCAAACAGCUACCAGCACGGAAACUACCGUUCUUCAGCCAGCGGCGGCCACCAGCCUUUCCAACAUUCCAGGCAGAACAGUCUGCUCGGAGCUCCGCCCUCUUUCCACCAGCCACAGUAUCCGAGGCAACAGCAGCAGCGCGGAGGUCACGGCUGGGAUCGAGCCGUUCAGUCACAACAAUCUGCGUACCAGCAGAACAUGAACCGUGGCUGGGGAGGCGGAGCCACCAGUGGUGGGGGCGGGGCAACCCCUGGUGGCGGUGGUGGUUACCAGCAGCAGCAGCAGCAGCACUAUGAUCAGCGUCGUGAUGAUUGGCACGAUCGCAGAGACAACAGGGGGCAGCACCAACAGGGUUACGGCUCAGGCCGAGGUUUCCCGCCUCCUCCUCCGUCAAGAAGAUACAACUGGAAAUGAAAAGACGGAGCAAGCUUUUCUUUUUUUUUUUAAAGAAAAUCAAAAGAAUGAGUUCUUUUUCUUUUCUUUUCUUUUUUAUCGUCUUGUACACUGAUUUUUUUUUUUCCCUUUUUAUCCUACUUUGAACAGAGGAAACACACGUGUGUAACUUGUGAUUUUUAAGCCAAACGACCUGUAAAACUUGUCCAAAACAAGUGAGUCAAAAAUGUUUGUUUCUGAGAGAAAUCUCCAAAAAAAGCUUCUGUGUUCAAACAAAUCAACGAAUAAAAACCGUGGAGGAAACGAAA
This is a messenger RNA of Solea senegalensis (Senegalese sole), 3378 nucleotides long. RefSeq names its product 5'-3' exoribonuclease 2 (gene xrn2). Gene Ontology annotation, molecular function: zinc ion binding; 5'-3' RNA exonuclease activity; RNA binding. Gene Ontology annotation, biological process: nuclear-transcribed mRNA catabolic process. The record is from RefSeq and is a predicted model, not a curated record. The coding region runs from base 143 to 3091 and encodes 982 amino acids. Gene Ontology annotation, cellular component: nucleus. The transcript is spliced from 31 exons. NCBI's taxonomy places the organism in Eukaryota, Metazoa, Chordata, Actinopteri, Pleuronectiformes, Soleidae.